AUGUUUCUGAAGGCAACUCUGCUUCUGGGGCUUGCUGUCCUGGGCAUUCAUGUCUGGGCCAUUGAAAUGGAAUUCGUAGACAUUAGUAAGGACCACGAUUAUUUUACGGUGUCUGUGGAGUUCGCUGUGGCUUGGUUCAACAGUGGCAAUACCGAGGAGCAGGCCUACAAGCUGCUAGAGGUGAGGCGAGCCCAACAAAAGAGCUGGACAAUGAUAUAUUUAAUGGAACUGGACCUGGGCCGCACAGUUUGUAAGAAACACGACGAAGACAUUGACAAAUGCCCCCUGCAAGAAAGCCCAGGAGAGAGAAAGCUGAACUGCACUUUCAUUGUGGACUCACGGCCCUGGUUUACCCAGUUUACCCUCCUGAACAGCACCUGCCAGCAGAUAUAG
Budorcas taxicolor (takin) is the source of this 393-nucleotide messenger RNA. RefSeq names its product probable cystatin-16. The coding region runs from base 1 to 393 and encodes 130 amino acids. Lineage: Eukaryota; Metazoa; Chordata; Mammalia; Artiodactyla; Bovidae. The record is from RefSeq and is a predicted model, not a curated record. The transcript has 3 exons. Gene Ontology annotation, molecular function: cysteine-type endopeptidase inhibitor activity.